GGUUGUAUGGUUGGACCCUGGAAAUGGGAUGUCAGUCCCGUUCAGGGAGCAUAAAGGAAGAGGGAAAAUCUCCCAGUUGCUGCCGCUGUGACAGCGAGUGAGAGCCAGAGCAGGAAAAUGUCGACAGUCACAUCAGCAAUCCAGGCUCCUCAGGGCCCUGUGAAUCCACCACCUCCGGAGGUCACUAAUCCUAAUAAGCCUGGCAGGAAGACCAACCAAUUGCAAUAUAUGCAAAAUGUUGUGGUAAAGACCUUGUGGAAGCAUCAGUUUGCUUGGCCUUUCUACCAACCUGUUGAUGCAAUUAAAUUGAAUUUACCGGAUUAUCACAAAAUAAUAAAAAAUCCCAUGGACAUGGGGACGAUCAAGAAGCGCCUGGAACAUAACUAUUACUGGAGUGCCAGUGAAUGUAUGCAGGAUUUCAACACCAUGUUUACAAAUUGUUACAUUUAUAACAAGCCCACCGAUGACAUCGUCCUCAUGGCCCAAGCCCUGGAGAAGAUAUUUCUGCAGAAGGUGGCCCAGAUGCCUCAGGAGGAAGUUGAGUUAUUACCCCCAGUUCCUAAAGGCAAAGGUCGCAAGCCGUCAGCAGGCACACAGAGUGCAGGAGCGCAGCAAGCAGUGGCCGUGUCUUCCGUCUCCCCGCCGGCCCCGUUCCAGAACGUCCCUCCAGCCGUGUCUCAGACGCCCGUCAUUGCUGCCACCCCCGUGCCAACCAUCACUGCUAAUGUCCCGCCUGUCACUGCCCCUCCCGCCGCUGCUCCCCCUCCGCCUGCUGCUCCGAUAAUUCCCGUGGUGCCUCCUACGCCACCGGUAGUCAAGAAAAAGGGAGUGAAGCGGAAAGCAGACACGACAACCCCUACCACCUCCGCGAUCACUGCCAGCCGCAGCGAGUCACCCACACCCCUCUCGGACCCCAAGCAGGCCAAAAUCAUCGCUCGACGGGAGAGCGGCGGCCGGCCCAUCAAACCACCAAAGAAAGACCUUGAAGACGGAGAGGUGCCCCAGCACGCAGGGAAGAAAGGCAAACUCUCUGAGCACCUCAAGUACUGUGACAGCAUUCUCAAGGAGAUGCUCUCGAAGAAGCAUGCAGCCUAUGCAUGGCCCUUUUACAAGCCUGUUGAUGCAGAGGCCUUGGAAUUACAUGACUAUCAUGAUAUUAUCAAACACCCCAUGGAUCUCAGUACUGUUAAAAAAAAAAUGGACAGUCGGGAAUACCAGGAUGCACAAGGUUUUGCAGCAGAUAUUCGGUUAAUGUUCUCUAAUUGUUACAAGUACAAUCCUCCAGACCAUGAAGUGGUAGCCAUGGCCAGGAAGCUCCAGGAUGUCUUUGAGAUGAGGUUCGCGAAGAUGCCUGAUGAGCCUGCAGAGGCCCCCCCUCCACCUCCACCAACAGCACCAGUGGUGAGCAAAAGCACAGAGAGCAGUCACAGCAGUGAGGAGAGCUCCUCCGACUCGGAUAGCUCAGACUCAGAAGAAGAGCGAGCGACUCGGCUGGCGGAGCUCCAGGAGCAGCUAAAAGCUGUUCAUGAGCAGCUAGCUGCGUUGUCACAAGCACCAGUGAACAAACCAAAGAAAAAAAAAGAGAAGAAGGAAAAAGAAAAGAAAAAGAAAGAUAAAGAGAAGGAAAAAGAAAAGCACAAAGUAAAAGCUGAGGAGGAGAAGAAACCCAAGGUGGCUCAGCCACCAAAACAAACCCAACAGAAGAAGGCCCCAGCUAAGAAAGCAAACAGCACAACCACAGCAAACAGGCAGCCCAAGAAAGGAGGCAAGCAGGCAUCUGCAACCUACGAUUCGGACGAGGAGGAGGAAGGUCUGCCCAUGACCUAUGAUGAGAAACGACAACUCAGCUUGGACAUCAACCGCCUGCCCGGGGAGAAGCUGGGCAGGGUGGUGCACAUCAUCCAGUCACGGGAACCUUCCCUCAGAGACUCCAAUCCAGAUGAGAUAGAAAUAGAUUUUGAAACACUGAAGCCCACAACUUUACGAGAACUGGAGAGAUACGUGAAAUCUUGUUUACAGAAAAAACAAAGGAAACCAUUUUCUGCAAGUGGAAAAAAGCAAGCAGCGAAGUCAAAAGAGGAGUUAGCUCAGGAAAAGAAGAAAGAACUAGAAAAACGGUUACAGGACGUCAGUGGGCAGCUAAACAACAACAAGAAGCCUGCAAAGAAAGAGAAAUCUGGCUCAGCUCCCUCCGGAGGCCCUUCCCGGCUCAGCAGCAGCAGCUCCUCCGAGUCUGGGAGCAGCAGCUCCAGUGGCUCCAGCUCAGACAGCAGCGAUUCGGAAUGAGUUACGGACACUUACACAAAACACAAAAUGGACAUCACCCUUACCGAUGCUCUGCAGUGUUCCUUUCUCUCCUUAAUAUACUGCUUUUGUUUCACGGUGGUCAGGUUUUUUUUUCCUCUCUCUCUUUCUGACUUUAUUUUAUUUUUUAAUUCAGUGUUAUAAAAGGUAUCUUCCAUUUUUCUGGGGGGCGCUCUUUUAAUAGGUCAAAGAUCUUUAUGUGUGCGUGUGUGUGUGUGACUAGACUUUAUGACAAAUAGUUCCCCUUGCAUAAAGUCUCUAAA
Molecule: messenger RNA, 2567 nt
Organism: Mesitornis unicolor (brown roatelo)
Lineage: Eukaryota; Metazoa; Chordata; Aves; Mesitornithiformes; Mesitornithidae
Gene: BRD3
Product: bromodomain containing 3
Exons: 11
Coding region: 118-2286 (722 amino acids)
Biological process (GO): chromatin remodeling; regulation of DNA-templated transcription
Cellular component (GO): nucleus; chromatin
Source: RefSeq, a predicted model, not a curated record